GAGAAGAGCAAAGGAGGUAAGUGGAGUGUAGGACAUGUUGAAUUUGAGGUGACUAACAUAUCUGGGUGGACUUGCCUGUAAACAGUUUCACUUAUGCUUUGGAGGCCAGGUAUAAGGUCUGACAUAAAGUAGCCUUCUGAAAGAGGACAUGUGAUUGGAAGUUGUCAAUUUUUGAAGUGUUGGUGACUCCGGUUUCUAAAGUUUUAGAAAAACACAACAAGCGAUUCUGUACCCUGUCAAGGUGAACCACUGAGUUCUUCAUUAUGUCUGAUGGAGAUUAUGAUUACCUCAUCAAGUUUUUAGCUUUGGGAGACUCUGGAGUAGGGAAGACCAGUGUACUUUACCAGUACACAGAUGGCAAGUUUAAUUCCAAAUUUAUCACAACUGUGGGCAUUGACUUCAGGGAAAAAAGAGUGGUAUACAGAGCCAAUGGGCCAGAUGGAGCCAUUGGCAGAGGCCAGAGAAUCCACCUGCAGUUAUGGGACACAGCAGGGCAGGAGAGGUUUCGCAGCUUGACAACAGCUUUCUUCAGAGAUGCCAUGGGUUUCCUUCUGCUAUUUGAUCUGACAAAUGAACAAAGUUUCCUCAAUGUCAGGAACUGGAUAAGUCAGCUACAAAUGCAUGCAUAUUGUGAAAACCCAGAUAUAGUGUUAUGUGGAAAUAAGAGUGACCUGGAAGACCAGAGAGUAGUAAAAGAAGAAGAUGCCAGAGGACUUGCAGAGAAAUAUGGAAUCCCCUACUUUGAAACGAGUGCUGCCAAUGGGACAAACAUAAGCCAAGCAAUUGAGAUGCUUCUGGACCUGAUAAUGAAGCGAAUGGAACGGUGUGUGGACAAGUCCUGGAUUCCUGAAGGAGUGGUGCGGUCCAAUGGUCACACCUCUAUGGAUCAGCUCAGUGAAGAAAAGGAGAAGGGGGGAUGUGGCUGCUGAGAAGUCAAGUAAGCGACAUAGUAGUUCAGGUGGCCCAUGCCUGGGAUCUUCUCUAUGAUUGAUACAUGGCACAGUGAGAGAUUAAUAGGCAUUGUGUAUAGACUGCUUCUCACCAUCCCCACUAGACCUACCAAUAAAGCAUCCAGUUUGAAACUUAA
This is a messenger RNA of Carlito syrichta (Philippine tarsier), 1087 nucleotides long. It is a transcript of the gene RAB27A, whose product is annotated as RAB27A, member RAS oncogene family. The record is from RefSeq and is a predicted model, not a curated record. The transcript has 7 exons. NCBI's taxonomy places the organism in Eukaryota, Metazoa, Chordata, Mammalia, Primates, Tarsiidae. Gene Ontology annotation, cellular component: melanosome; secretory granule. The coding region runs from base 264 to 929 and encodes 221 amino acids. Gene Ontology annotation, molecular function: GTP binding; GTPase activity. Gene Ontology annotation, biological process: positive regulation of exocytosis; melanosome transport.